CGGAAGACCGUUAAUUUCCCCGGUGUUGCCGUUCCAUCCCGGGCGUUGGAGUCGGGGCGUAGUUGGCCGGCUGCCUCGUGGCUCGUGGGUCGGCCGAGCGUCCCGCGCAGGUCCAAGUCCUCGACGAGCACAGCGGGGCCUGGGCCACGAUGGACUUCCCCAGCUCCCUCCGACCCACGCUGUUCGUGACUGGCCCCCUUGGUCUGAGUAAUGUCCCUGACAUGUCCUUCAUGUGUAGCUGGAGAGACGCCCUGACCCUGCCAGAGUCACUGCCCGAGAACUCUAAGAAUGAGGCGCCACCCUUGGCCACAGGCCUACUCUGGGAGCCAGAGACCCCCGGACCCCUUCCUUUGCUGCCUCCUGGUCCCGAUCCCUGGGACCCUGGGGUGACUGCCCAGGACCUGCUUUUCCGGGGAGCUUUCCCGUUCCGAAGGAAGCCCCAAGCUGUGCUGGACGUUACCGAGCAGCUCAGCCGCUUCCUGUGGGACCAUGGGGACAUAGCCUUUGCACCCCUGGGGAAGCUGAUGCUGGAGAAUUUCAAACUGGAGGGAGCACGGAGCCGUUCUAAGAAGAAGACAGUGGUCAGUGUGAAGAGUCUACUCCAGGACCUCGGUGGACACCAGCCCUGGGGGCAAGUGGCUAGUGAGAAAGGACGGGCUGGGAAGGCCUAGCUGAGGUGAUGUGGAAGCAGCCAGGGCACUGAUCCAGGGUCCCCUCAGAGUUGUUUCCUCUGCCCCAUGUGGUCAGGGGCCACAGUUCCUCACACCAAACUCCAGCUCUAAGUGGAAGGGGGAAUUAGAUUUAUGGGCUGCAGGCAUGGUUGCAUCUAGGUGUUCACAUAAUGUUACUAGGGCUCUAUCUCUUUAUAUUCUCCUUCACUUGGCUUUGUUUGGCUUAAUUCCUGGACAUACUGUUCCUAAGUGGCAGUGAGAUGGCUUAUGAUCUCAAGGAAGAAGCUAGUGUUUUUCCUGAGGCACCAGCAAAAGCCCUGGGAAGGGUGUGGUUGGUGUGGCCUUUGUGUCUGGCUCCUCCAUGAGCCAAUCACUGUGGCCAGAGGCAACCUAUGACCACCCUAGCAGCAGGGAUUAGGGUGGAAUCAUUUCCCAAAGGAAGAAAUUCUAGGUUGAUAAAAAUAUGCAUCUACUGGCCUGGCCUCUCUUGGGAUGGGACCUAGUCCUCCUCUCGGUCACCGUCACUGCCUGAUCCUCCUGCCGUUCCCUCGUCCCCAGCUGCCCCUGGGCUUUCCUCAGCUACCGACAGCGCCGGUUCUCCAUUGUCGGGGGCCCCGUCCUGGGCAAGUCAGUGGCCAGCCUCCUGGGGGAGCUGCUGCACGAGGAGCUGGCUAUGCGGUGGGAGCAACUGCUCCUGGACGACGCAUUCACCGGGGGCGCUUUGGCCUGGGUGCCCGGGGGGACGCCGCAGCCAGAGGCCCAGGUUUCCAAGAGGUCAGUCUGCCCCCAGGCGGUGACCCUCAGGCUCUCGGGGACCCUGGCCACAUCCAGCUCCGAGGACCUGUCCGGCAGGUGGUGACCCGCACUGUGCAAGGGGAAUCCCUGCUGGCUGUCCGCUCUGACUACCACUGUGCCCUGUGGAAGGUCAGCAAGCAGGGGCGGGCCGCCCCUCUCCAGGUGCUGCAGGUCGGGAAGGGGGCCACAGGGAUCAGCCUCAGCCCUCACCUGCCUGGGGAGCUGGCUGUCUGCAGCCGUUCCGGAGCCGUCUGUCUGUGGACCCCCCAGGAUGGGCUGCAGCAAGUCUACAAGGACCCUGAGACCCUUGUGUUCUGUGACCCCUCUCCUUGGCGUUGGGCAGACUUCACCGCUCAUCCCCGGGUGCUGACUGUGGGGGACCGCACUGGAGUGAAAAUUAUUGACACUCAGGGCCCACCCGGCUGUGGUCUGCUGCUUUUCCGUGGCGGGGCAGAAGCAGCAUGCCGGCAAGGGGAGCGGGUCCUGCUGAGCCAGUACCUGGGGGAGUGCGGCGCCGAGCCUCGACUGCCCACACUCCAGCUCAUCUGUACCCAGUUCUCGCUCUACCUGGUGGACGAGCGCCUCCCCUUGGUGCCCAUGCUGAAGUGGGACCACGACCUCCCCUCGGCUCCCCUGUGGGCCCAGCUGCUGCCCCCGCCCUGCCCUGGCUACCCCCAGCCGCUGCUCCUGGGGGGCCAGGGCGGGCACCUGCAGCUGCUGCACCUCGCAGGAGAGGGGGCCUCCGCACCCCGGCUGGCGGGGCCCCCCCAGUCUCUCCCUUCCAGCAGCGACUCCCUCUCCGCGUUCCCCCUGCUGGAGCCCAAGAGUCAGUGGCGCCUGCAGGAGCGCCUGAAAGCGCCAACUAUAGGGCUGGCUGCUACCAUCCCAUCGUCGGCUUCCAAGCCAGUCCUAUCGCUCUUCCAGCUCUCGGCGGCUGGGGAUGUCUUCCACCAGCACCUCCACCUCCAGGCAGACCCUGGGCCUCACUCCCGUGCCCCCGCAGCUUCCUGGACUCCCCAGGCCACUGCCUGCUGCAGCCGGUGGCUGAAGGCCCUGCUGGACGUGCCCCCGACCCCGCCUGUGUGGGCAGCACCCACCUUCUCCCACCGCCGUCUGCUAGGCUGCAUGGAACAGAGGAAGGUGGAGCAAAAGGGGCCGGAGGGUCUCCGAGCGGCCAUGGCUGCAGGGCGGCUGCUGCGGCAGAAGGACCUGGGCUCGCUCCCCUCCGCGGGGCCGCCCCCCGCCCCCGAGCCAGGCCCUGAGGAUGAGCUCAGUGCACGUUUGGAGGCAGCCUGGGAAGGCCGGAUGGCUGCCUGGUGGGAGAGGCAGCAGGGCAGGAGCUCGGGGCCCGGCAGACAGCCCAAGCGGCGCAAGCGCCGGACUCAGCUGUCCAGUACUUUCUCCUCGCUCAGCGGCCGCCUGGACCUCUCAGACGCCACCAGCCCCCCUCACAGCCCAGACCGGGCGUCCCCUGAGGCCAGGCCUCGGCCACCAGUGACCCCGCCCUCCCAGGAGUUGACUCAGGAGCUGUGGGCUCGGGGGGUCCCCUCGGAGCGGCAGCAGACUCUCCGCGACUACAUGGCCAGGCUGCCGCUCCAAGAGGACACCCCACGAGGUGUCUGCUCCCCCCUCUCCGGGACCUCCAGCAGCCGGGCCACGCCCUCCAGGCCCCAGACCCUGCAGGAUGGCACGGCCGAGCUGCCGCCAGGAAGGAACACCCGGAGAGGUGCCGCUGUGUCCUCCUCCCAGACCUCCAGGCAGCAGGUGCUGCGGAAGAAGCCCCGCAUGGGCUUCUGAGGGUCCGGGGAAGCUGCUCCCCCAGCUCCGGGGAGCCCUUCAUCCUGGGCCUGCUGCGCCUUCCGUGGUUGGAAGCUGGGGAGUGAAAAGAGCACAGGAUCCAGGGCGCAGGCCUUUCUGCUUCCGGAGCGGCGGGGACAGCAACACUUGUUUCUCCUACUUGCGCUUUUGCUAGAAGAUCAUUCCAGAGGGCACGUUGAGAAGGCCCCAGUGGGCCUGUCCUGAAGGUUCGUGUCCUUGGGAUUCCCUCCAGGGGGUGGGGGGCUGCACCGCACAGGAGCCGGGCCUGCCGCGUCCCCCACCCGCCCUCCGGACGCCGGGGUGACGUAAGGGCGUUAGCCCCUCGCGCCCGCGGGCAGUCCACAGCUGCUGGUGCUGCUGUUUGUGUUUGUUAAGCAGUUUCUGCCGUGAUCCGGUGUUUUGUAGAGGGAGACGCUUUGGCCCCAUGUUUCGGGAGUGAAUAAACUUGGCAGCUGAACGGG
This is a messenger RNA of Leptonychotes weddellii (Weddell seal), 3745 nucleotides long. Lineage: Eukaryota; Metazoa; Chordata; Mammalia; Carnivora; Phocidae. The record is from RefSeq and is a predicted model, not a curated record.